GGGUGACUAUCAAUUCAUUUUUUCUUUUCUGAGUAUUCCUGCCAUUGAAAUAUUUGAAGACCCCAUUGGAAGCAAUGGUUCUUGAACUUUCAGUGACGGGAUCUAUAAGGGGGGAAAACUAUGAGGGAGAGGAAAGGCAUCAGUUGGAUCUUGUCUGAAAUGACUAUCUAAUUUGAUACUUCCACGAGAGGUCUACAAAUCGGUUCUUGAAGAGCAUUCUGGAUCUGUUGGCAGUGGCCUUAGGACUUAGGACAAGAAUGUGAGGCCAGACUAUCUGAAGAACAUAUGGAAGCUAGGUAUCAACUGGAAGUACGCUAGUGAAGUGUUCAAGAAAGAAUUUCCUGAGACUCGACCCAUUACCCUGAGCUUCUUCCCUAUCGUAAAACAAAGUGAUGGGCUAUGAUGGAAGAGGUGUUUCCCUGGCCUUGGUGGAGGUUUGAUAUUCCCAGGUGACAUAUUGCUUGUGGCUUGGGUUUUGAUAGCCUUGGGCGCAUGUUCACUAAGCUGAUGUUGGCAGUUAGUUUCAGGCCGACAAAUAAGCUACAAAGCAACUGAUAUGGCUUAUUGGAUGAAUGACAUUACAUGUAAAAACACAUAAUCGCAGAAAAUUGCCUUAUACCAGGAUCUCAGCACCAGCCAAAUAGGUGCAUUGUCCAUGACCGAUUUAUUGGCCGACUUGAACCAUUUGUCUGUUGUUUCAUUCAUCAUAAUGCUACAACUGAUUAAUCUUCUAGAUUAGCUCUGACAUUGUUGUGAUUUCCAUGAAAUUGCCCAGCUCCUACAUUAUCUCACAACCAAAAAUUUCUAGCAAAUGGGUUUGGUCGAGACGCCACACUCUGUCAAAAAUCGACUACACAUGUUUUCCAUUCUUCUAGAAGGCACAAAAGAGAUAGAUUUCAGACUUUAAUUGCUAUUUUAAAUAUUUUGAACAAGACUGUUAUUGGCGCGAGUAUUCGUGAGAACUCAAUAAAUUGUUUCUAUUCGCUCUAAAUAUGAAACUCGCUGCCAUUUGAAAUCAUUCUUAAAAUUAAAGCUUAUGAUGAAGUUUCUCUUUUUUCUGAUGAAAGAUGAUGAAGGUCCAUUUUUCUAUUUCUUUUGGGGAUAAAGAUCCAAACUUAAGACGGAGCUGUACGCUGGAGUUCUGUCGAUACACAGGAAGAAGUUCGGUCCGGACAUGGUGCAGCAGUGGGAGGACGCACUUCGAGAAGCCGGAAAAAUCAAAGGAUGGGAACUGAAGGAUAAAGGCUACGGAGAAUUUGCUAGGUUCUUUGCCAGAGAGGUUUCGAUGAAGUUGAAGGUGAAACAUAAAUGUGUGACGGACUAUUUAGUUCAAAGGGAUGAUCAAGUGGAAGCUCUCAUGAAGCUGUUAGAUAUUGAAUCGUCUGAUGUACGUUUUGUUGGGGUCCACGGGAUGGGUGGGAUUGGAAACACUACUCUAGCCAAGGUUGUCUUCAAUAAGCUCUGCGAUCGUUUUGCUAAUUGUAGCUUCCUUGCUGAUGUCCAAGAAUCAAGCCGGCAGCAUGGUAUUGAACGUUUGCAGAAACAACUGUUAAACAAUCUUGGUCUCGGAUCAGUGGAAAUCAUGGAUGUGGAUGAUGGGAUCAUGAGGAUAAGGGAAAUGCUUGUGCAAAAGAGAGUUCUAAUUGUUCUUGAUGAUGUAGGUCACUGGAAGCAGAUCCAGAAUCUGACAGGGGAUGCCAGCUGGUUCGCUUCUGGAAGCAGAAUUAUUGUCACUACCCGGGACCAGCGUGUUCUAGAGAUCAAACAACAAAGAGUUUACACUUUGGAAGUGGAGGAAAUGAAACCUGAAGAAGCUCUUCGACUUUUCAGCAUGCAUGCCUUUGAAAAAUACCCCCCUCCGAACGACUACCUCAGACUCUUGCAGAAAGCCGUUGCAAGUAGCGGGGGACUUCCUCUGGCUCUGGAGGUCACGGGUUCACUUCUUCGGGACAAGCGCCGUAAAGAUUGGGUUGACACAAUCAAGAGGUUGGAGAGGGUACCUCACCCAGAUGUCCAAGACAAGCUAAUGAUUAGCUACGAAGCUUUGGAUCCUGGGACAAAACAGAUAUUUCUUGAUAUCGCGUGUUUUUUCAUCAACUAUGAUAGGAAGUAUCCUACUUACAUGUGGGAAGCUUGUGAUUUCGAUCCAAAGAUGGGACUGAAAGUGCUCGUCCACAUGUCCCUGGUAAAAAUCAUAGAAGAAAAGGGAUGGGAUGGAAUAAAAAAAAAAUUAUGGAUGCACGAUCAGCUGCGGGACCUUGGAAGGAAAAUCGUCGCUGAUGAGAGAUUCAAGGACGUUAUGAAGUGCAGCAGCAGAUUGUGGAUGCCCGAGGAUGCUUUAAAAGUGCUACGGGAAGAAGAGGACAAAGAAAACAUUGAGAUGCUGCGUAUUCACUAUGAUGACUCUUAUGGAUACACCUUCAACCCGAAAGAACUUUCAAGUCUCCGAAAAUUGAGAUAUCUUGAGUGCUGGAGUGCAAACUUUUCAGGACACCCAAAGCACUUUCUGCCGAAGCUAAUGUGGCUUUCCUGGCGAAGCCAUCCCAGGGAUUUCAUGGGAACUGAUUUAUAUUUGAGGAAUAUUGUCAUUCUUGACCUCUCGUGGAGUACCAUAAGCGAAACUUGGGGUGGAUGGAACCAGAUUUGGAUGGGAAGCAGAUUGAAAGUUCUCGACCUUACAUGUUGCUAUCGCUUGACGAAAACGCCUGAUUUUUCCAAGUAUUUGAGUCUAGAGAGGUUGAUUCUUAGACGAUGCGAGAACCUGCUUGAAAUAGAUCCAUCAAUUGGUAAGUUGAGAGGCCUAAAACACUUGGAUCUCUCAGUGUGUACUUCUCUGAGAAGCUUGCCGGAAGAAUUAUGUUGUUUAGACAGCCUUCAAGUUGUUUGCCUUAAUUCAAAUUGGCCUAUGACUUCCCAAAUGAGAGAUCCCCAAGAGUCCCACACUUUCGGAAUCCCAGAACUAAUUGAUAUAGACAUUGCCAAAUUACCUCAGACAAUUGGAACACUAGUGAAGCUUAAGGUCCUCAAAUUAAAUUCCUGUAUAAGACUGAAGAAGCUUCCAGAUUCACUGGGGAAUCUAAGAUCACUGACUGAGUUGGAUGUAUCAUAUACGGGAAUUACUAAACUACCUGAUACUAUUUGGAAUCUAAAGAAGCUGAGAGUCAUCAAGAUUCGAAUGAAGAAGAUUAAGGAGUUGCCAUCCUUCAUCGGGAUGCUAAAGAGGCUUAAGAUCCUCGUGUUAAAUGGCUGUGAAAGGCUGGAGAAGCUUCCAGAUUCAUUGGGGAAUCUAAGAUCACUGGUUGAGUUGGAUAUAUCAGAGACAAGAAUUACUGAACUACCUGAUACUGUUUGGAAUCUAAAGAAGCUGAGAGUCAUCAGGAUGGUCGGAAUUAGGAACAUUAAGGAGUUGCCAUCUUCCAUCGGGAUGCUAAAUAGCCUUGAAGUGCUGAAUGCUGAUUUGUGUCAUUUACUCGCAGAGAUUCCAUCAACAAUCGAGGGGCUCACCCGCUUGAGGGUCUUGAAUUUACUGUACACUGCCAUCUGUGUAUUGCCACCAAAGCUUCCCACCAGUUUGACCGAACUAUAUGUCUCAUCGCCCUCACUGCAAAGAGUUCCAAAAUUCUCUAAGCUGAAGAAUUUAGUCAGAUUGGUUCUAAUAAAUUACGGCCGCAGGUACAAUGAAUCAGGUCAAGUACGACCUUCCAAGUUGAGGGGGAUAGGGAAGCUACACAGACUAGUGGAUUUGACAUUGGAUAUGAACAUCACUUCCUUUCCUAAGCAGAUCAGUUCCCUCUCUCAGCUACAGAAACUUACUUUGAGGGGCUCACAUUUGCAGUCUUGCCCACCUCUUCCAUCCAACUUGUCAACGUUGAUUCUUACACGCUUAGAGGAAAGGAUCAAACUGCCACAACUUUCCAAUUUGAAAAGUCAUCUGUCAGAGUUAGAAAUCCACAAGUGCUCUAUGGAAGAUGACAUAGUUGGAAAACUUGGAAUCAGAGAGUUGGACUCCUUGAGUUACAUCUCUUUUGAGUGCUGCAACUUUAGGCAUCUCGAUGGGUUUCACUUGCCAGAAAGUCUACGUAGACUGUUCGUGGAGGGAUGCAGCUAUCUGGAGACUGUAUCUGGUCUAUCGCAUCUAAAGAACUUGCAAAGUUUGGAAGUUUCUAUGUUAGAUUUGAUAGUCGAAAUCCCGGAGCUGGGGGAAUUGGAGUCCUUGCAAUCGUUAAAGAUUGGCUUCUGUGAUCGCUUGGAGAGAUUAGAGAACCUGUCGAAGUUGAAAAAGCUAAGACAUAUUGAGAUUUUUCAGUGCGAAAAGUUCAAAGGCAUUGACAACAUCAGUGAAUUGGAAUUCCUGGAAGUUCUUCGCGUAUUUUCGUGUGAUUGUGAAGAUAUGGUAAACUUCAAACCCUUCUCCAGGCGAAACAAAGAUCUGGAUUGAGGUGGUUGAAUUCAGCAACUCUGAACUCUACUGACGUAUGAUCAAAGCAGUGGAUAUAGAAACACAACAAAUCUCUGAUCUAGCGGUAUGUCCUGUUCCUGACGUGCUGGUCAAACUUCCUUUAUUCAUCCAGAUUUGUGCGAGCCAGAAUGUCUGUGCAGACAGUUGAUGAGAUGAUGGCAAGUACUCAUGAGGACGUGCAUAGGUGGUGAAUUUUUUACAUUUAAUACUCAACAGCUCUUCCAUUGGGGCUCCAUGGCCUGGUGACCUUCUAUCAGCCGUACCUUUGAGCUAGCAACCGGCAGGGAGGUCAUGAAGCAGCACCAUCGGGCUGCAUCAUCGACUAUACAACAAGGCCUUGAGCAGCUGGGCAAGCUCUAGAGGGCUACCAAGUCAAAUGGAGGAGGUCCAGGAGAAAGAGUUGAAGAAACUGUUGUCACUGAAAACACUGCGAAUCAGGAGACUAAAAUCUCUGGAAUGAAUUUUCAGAAGAUCUUUGUCUAAUUGACGUGCAUUUACACUGCUGAAAAAGGAGGAGUAUAUUCUCAGUCAUCCGUUAAUUGAGGAAUGAUGCAGAGCUGGUACAGAACCUGUUGGGCAUGGGUUUCAAGGUCAGGAAGCACAUCUCAUGUUUCCAUGUUCCCAUAUCAGUGAGCUCUAUGUCGUGUUCUAAAUUGGAAAAUGUGUGGUGUGGCAUUCUGAACUAUCUCACUGAGUCGAGCAACUGAGCAUCUGGAUGAGUUAUGAGCAUUAAAAAAUUGUAUAUGUAUAAUGGGAAUCUCUUGGCUCUGAACAUUUUUGCAGGACCCCCUGGUAAUGAAAGGAACUAGCUUAGUGCCUUUAAUCGGAACAGAUAUCUGUCAUCAUGGAAGCUAUCUAUGGGUGUAUCUUCUGUGGUCCGAUCCAUAACAGUAGCAAUUGGAAAUUUGAUACGCAAUUCUUAAUCGUUCCAGCUUCAGUGCCCUUUUUGCCUCUUUAAUCCUUAAAGUACUUAUGAAUGGUCGUAUUGUAACUAUGACUAUGUUCCCUGUGGUUUUUAUUGGAAAACUUUAUGGAA
Messenger RNA from Punica granatum (pomegranate), 5495 nucleotides. The record is from RefSeq and is a predicted model, not a curated record. Lineage: Eukaryota; Viridiplantae; Streptophyta; Magnoliopsida; Myrtales; Lythraceae.